Molecule: messenger RNA, 1130 nt
Organism: Nematolebias whitei (Rio pearlfish)
Lineage: Eukaryota; Metazoa; Chordata; Actinopteri; Cyprinodontiformes; Rivulidae
Product: carbohydrate sulfotransferase 8-like
Exons: 1
Coding region: 23-985 (320 amino acids)
Biological process (GO): carbohydrate biosynthetic process; proteoglycan biosynthetic process
Cellular component (GO): membrane
Molecular function (GO): sulfotransferase activity
Source: RefSeq, a predicted model, not a curated record
AGAAGAUAUCCCCAUCUCCCCGAUGCAGCUCCCAAACUUUGAGAAAAACAAGCAGAAGGCCCCAGUUGUGUCCCAGGAGCAGGACAUGGGCUCCCUUCAAACCACCAAAAAGCAACGACAGCUGCUGAAGACGAGUCCCGACGAAAGCAGGGAAAAGCUCCAGAGCAUCAUGGACGCUCGGAAGCAGCUGAUGAAAGAGAUGUGCGCCAAGUACAAAGGCAGCAUCUCAAAGACGAUCACACCGGAGCACAUCAAACACAUUUUUGUGGAGGACAAGAACAGGUUGUUGUACUGCUCCGUGCCCAAGUCGGGCUGCUCCAACUGGAAAAGGACCCUGAUGGUGUUGUCAGGCCAGGCGUCCAGUGUUGAGAACAUUCAGCAUGAAACGGUCCACUACGGUGGGCACAUCAAGAAGCUUAACACGUUCAACCAAAAGGAAAUAAUGCACCGUCUGGAAACCUACAAUAAAUUCUUGUUUGUCCGUGAGCCGCUUGAGAGAGUGGUGUCAGCGUACCGGGACAAGUUUGAGAAUCCCAACGACUACUACCACAACAUGUUCGGGAAGCCCAUCAUAUCAAAGUACAGGGUGACCCCAUCGGAAGAGGCCCUGAAAACAGGCAGCGGGGUCAUGUUCAAAGAAUUCAUCCGGUACCUGUUGGAUGUGCACCGGCCUGUGGGGAUGGAUAUUCACUGGGAGCAGGUGAACCAGCUCUGCCACCCUUGUGUCAUCCACUAUGACAUCAUCGGCAAGUUUGAAAACAUGGAGGAGGAAUCCAACUUUCUCCUGCGAAUGAUCGGGGCGCCACCCAGCCUCAUUCUGCCGAGUUUUAAAGACAGGAAUCCAGGCGAUGCACGGACCUCAAAGGAGAUCACUGAGAAAUACUUUUCACAGGUCACCAUGAUGGAGAGACAACGAGUAUAUGACUUCUACUACAUGGACUAUCUGAUGUUCAACUACUCUAAACCUUUCAGUGAUUUGUACUGAUGGACUCCUCAUGAUUCAGUCAUCACAUUUAACUUACUUCUACAUCUCCACCAUGAUAUUAAUCCUAACAUGAAGAAACACACUCACAUGCUCUUGAUUCUUUGAAUCUGAGCAGAAGGCCAGCGAGACCAAAUUUUUAACACAA